CAUCCCCGCUCGCCGGAGACCGUCAAGUUCCGCGGCUUCCACUGUUGUAGUUGACGCGCUAACGACGAACGGCCGCGACAGAUGAAGAAAUCCGCGCUCCCUCUGUUGUGUCGCAUGUUUGGUGACGUGCAAUAAUCGACUCGCUGUGAAGUCUCCGAGGCUGAGGCCUUAAGACUUUUUAAACAUUUUGUCAACGCCCGCUCGUGAAAAAUAGCGUGUGGAUGCUCAGCCUCUGGUGCCCGUUUUGACCGGGUGUAAACCAAUGAAGCACUCCGCCCCGUGAACGAAGCAGCGACGGUCGCAAACGUUAGCCAGCUAGUUAAAGCUACCGCUAGCUGCCAGCGAGGAAGUGAGGAGCGAAAAAAAAAUGACAUCUCGGAGGUGGUUUCAUCCCAACAUCACAGGUGUGGAGGCUGAAAACCUCCUGCUCACACGUGGGGUUGAUGGGAGUUUUUUAGCCCGGCCCAGUAAGAGUAACCCAGGAGACUUCACCCUGUCAGUACGACGAAAUGGAGCCGUCACUCAUAUUAAGAUCCAGAACACAGGAGACUACUACGACCUUUAUGGUGGAGAGAAGUUUGCCACUCUGGCUGAACUGGUGCAGUAUUAUAUGGAACAUCAUGGACAACUGAAGGAGAAAAAUGGAGACGUCAUUGAGCUCAAGUAUCCACUCAACUGUGCGGAUCCCACCUCAGAAAGAUGGUUCCACGGACACUUGUCGGGCAGAGAGGCCGAGAAGCUGCUGACAGAGAAAGGGAAGAAUGGCAGCUUCCUGGUGAGAGAGAGUCAGAGUCAUCCUGGAGACUUUGUCCUGUCUGUUCGUACAGGAGACGAUAAGACGGACAGCAGUGACAGCAAACCCAAAGUAACUCAUGUCAUGAUCCGCUGCCAGCAUGACCUCAAGUACGAUGUGGGUGGAGGCGAGAAGUUUGACUCCCUCACUGACUUGGUAGAGCACUACAAAAAGAACCCUAUGGUGGAAACUCUGGGCACUGUGCUUCAGCUCAAACAGCCUCUCAACACGACUCGCAUUAACGCAGCAGAGAUUGAAAGUCGAGUUCGGGAGCUGAGCAAACUUGCAGAGGCCACAGAUAAAGUCAAACAGGGCUUCUGGGAGGAAUUUGAGACCUUGCAGCAACAAGAGUGCAAGCUGCUCUACAGCCGCAAAGAGGGCCAGAGAGCUGAGAACAAGAACAAGAACAGAUACAAGAACAUUCUGCCAUUCGACCACACGCGCGUGGUGCUGAAUGAUGGGGACAUGAACGAGCCAGGCUCAGACUACAUUAACGCCAAUAUCAUCAUGGUAGUAUCUGCUGUCAUGCCUGAGCUUGACCCAAAGUCUAACAGUACCAAGGUGAAGAAGAGCUACAUUGCCACUCAGGGCUGCUUGCAAAACACCAUCAGUGACUUCUGGAGGAUGGUGUUUCAGGAAAACUCUCGAGUCAUCGUCAUGACCACCAAAGAGGUGGAGAGAGGAAAGAGUAAAUGUGUGAAGUACUGGCCAGAUGUGUCGGCGCUGAAGGAGUACGGUGCCAUGCGUGUUCGCAAUGUCAGAGAGACGGCAGCACACGACUACAUCUUAAGAGAGCUCAAACUGUCUAAAGUUGGACAGGGAAACACAGAACGUACAGUUUGGCAGUAUCACUUCAGGGCCUGGCCGGACCACGGCGUCCCCACUGAUCCUGGUGGUGUACUCGACUUCUUGGAGGAAGUCAACCUGAAGCAGGAGAGCAUACUGGACGCUGGGCCUAUAGCGGUACACUGCAGUGCAGGGAUCGGCCGGACGGGAACGUUUAUAGUGAUCGACAUCCUGAUAGAUGUGAUCAGAGAAAAAGGGGUGGACUGUGACAUUGACGUGCCAAAGACCAUCCAGAUGGUUCGUUCCCAGCGCUCUGGGAUGGUGCAGACUGAGGCGCAGUACAGGUUCAUCUACAUGGCUGUACAGCAUUACAUAGAAACACUGCAGAGACGCAUAGAGGAGGAACAGAAAAGUAAGAUUAAAGGGCGCGAGUACACAAACAUCAAGUACUCCAUGUCUGACCUGACUGGAGGAGAGCAGAGCCCUUUGCCUCCGUGCACUCCUAUUCCUACUCCCACCUGCACAGAGAUGAGGGAGGACAGCUCCAGAGUGUAUGAGAACGUGGGCCUGAUGCAGCAGCAAAAGAGCUACAGAUGAGAUUCACCUUUGACCCCAUUGCUCAGUUCCAGGAUCUUGAUACAGUUUAUUCUCCAGCCACACACCAUGACGCCUGAGACUUGACCGUAAGGACAUGGAACAGUGGAAACACACACACACACACACGAGAGAGAGACUAGACUCCGGGUUCUCCUGUUCUCGCUCAUCUUCCAUGAACAUUUGCCCUCGAGUUUGAAUUGUAAACCACUGUGAUGCUCAGAGGAGCCUCUGAGAAGCCUAACACACUAAAUCCCCGUCUAAACCACAGUCUGGAGUUUAGCCUUUGUAGAUCUCACUUCAACAAGGGCUGCACACAAUGAGCGCUCUCCUCUCCUCUCUCCUGUCUCCUCUCCUGUCUCCUCUCUCCUCUCUCCUCUCCUGUCUCCUCUCUCCUCAGAAGGAGAAAAAGCAGCUCGUCUUUGCUGAUCUCUUUAUAUUUUCUCGUCUUUAUUUUUUUAAUUAACCAAAGGAAAGUUUGAUUGUGUUGCGCAUGGAGGGAAGUGAGGAGUUUGAAAAGGUCUGUGUUCCACUCACACAUUUUCUUCACAUUUCUCAGCCAAUCAAAAGUCUCUUUUUACCCGAUAAGCCUUCAAAUCCAGUGGGAUACGAGACAAAGCUGUUCUAUAGAGCAGUGUAUCUGAAUGAAGAAGUAUUGUCAUCGUUGUAGUGUAACGUCACAUCUGACUUUUUAAACAUUCAUUAUUUGUUGUUGUGCCAGAGCCGCCUUGAAGAGAAAUAUAGAUUUAGGCUGUUCAGGGUGUGACUUAACUUCUUUUAUUGUUUUUGUUUGUUUUUUUACUUCACAUGGGUUUAACAUGCUUUUGUUGUUUGGGAUACACAGUGUCUGUCUGUCUAUCCGUCUGUCUGUCUGUCUGUCUGUCUGUCUGUCUGUCUGUUAACCAUUCCUGAGCUCAAGCCUGAAGUCCUUAAUGCUGCACUUUUAUUUAGCAGCGUAACAGUUACAGUCGAGCUUUGAUUCACCUGCUGGAUUAAUGAAUAAUCUCAUCUGGUGUUAUUACAGGAGUUUGGGGAGUGUUUGAUUUCUGCCCUCCACCUUUAAUACCUGCACUUCUAUGUCAGAGUCGGUGUGAUGACUUGUUCAAAUUUCAGGGGUCUAUUGUUGUAAAUCUCAGUUGCAGGCGUCACCGCAGACUCAUGACUGCCAGAAUAACUUUUGUUUUUAACUUUGUUUAUUUUUUUUAAAGUGCAUAUUACUUUUUUCAUUCUUUCUCGUUCUUUUUAAAGAAAAUUGCCUUUUGUGUACCAUUGCCUAUUUCAAGCACCACAUGUACUUAAGUUUAAGAGUCACUGUUUAAAAGAAAAAAAUCACGCAUCUCUUAACUGCGGCAGGACUGACGGCCAUUGUUGUUGGGCCUGUCACAUGCACACGCGCACAUACACACACACACACACACACACACACACACACACACACCCACACACCUGUCAGGAGCAUAGUGUUUUCUUGGUUUCUGUUUCGAUGAAUCAAACCAUUUAAAGGAGCAGUGUAACAUUUUGGGAAAUUCCCUCAUUCAGUUUCCCUCAGUUAGAUGAGAGGAAGGACACGACUCUCAUGUGUAUGCUAAGUAUGAAGUGAGCCAGCUGGUUAGCUUAGCACAAAGAGGGCGUGACUCUGGAAAAUUAUUUCUGUAAAGAUUGAACAUAGAAAGAUAGAAUGUGUUGACAGACGGUGGGUGAUUGACACGACUCUCUAAGCAUGAGGCCACGCCCAGCAACUGAUUAGUAUAGCAUUUCAUUAAGAAGCACAAAAGAUGGGAACUUUGUCCAACCAAUGAUGUAAUCCACUCACCAGCACGUCCACAGCUCAGUAAAUCCACACAUCAUGUGUCAUUUGUUUAAUCUUAAACAAAUGACACAUACACAUAUAAAACAUGUAGUCCACAUUUGAAACGAGGUUUUCUCAGUUUGCUAAGCGUGGCUAACGGAUAGAUUAUAGCAGUGAAGUACAGGAAAUAGAAAUCCCGUUCAUUUUCAGCAUUAACAUUUGAAAGGUUGACUGUCAGUGAAAUGCUCGCAGAGAAAAUGAUGUUUGUGGAAAAACUGCAUUAGCCGCUAUUCUCGAGCGCUGAUGAUGCUACUUUGGGUUGAGAUGGUUCAGCCCAACACAAGAACAGCAUUACUUCCCUUUCUGAAACACUGCAACACUACAUUGUGACAACACUCAGCAGGAAGUUACUGGAAUGGCAUCAGUUUUACUUUAUACUUUAAUGAAUGUGUUCACAGAAUUUGUUUUCACAAUGUCAUUUUAAGACGAUGAAGACUAUGAUUGUCUUCACUGCUACACUGUUGCCCACCAGCUCUGACUGAGAGUGGUAACCAAUCCAUUUCCCAACAUGUUAACUGUUUCUUUAACUUUCUGGGUCAGUUACGGUAUUUUAAAAACCACGAAUCAUCGCUCUGUGAAGUCUUCUCACUUGUGGAGCCGCUUCAGUUUGUGCACAGUUGCUUUUACCAUGACUCGCCUUGAGAAACCGCAGUCUUGUGAUUGGACGUACUGUAACGGCGCUGACGCAAAAUCUCAGUCCAGAAAGAAAUAAAAAAGGGAAGAAGUGGCUCUUUGUGCCUUUGAGGGGACACUUCUCUACUGCCACUGAUUCAGGAUUCUCUGUAACACUAAUAAUCAUGAAAUCAGUGUUUUUCUUCUUUUCCUCUGACUCUCUGAGCUGCUGCUGCUGCUGCUGCUGCUGCUGCUGCUGCUGCUGCUGCUGCUGCUGCUGCUGCUGCUGCUGCUUCACAGCGAGCGUUCUCUGCAGCUUCAUCCACUGACUGAGUUCAUGAGAUCUUCAGUGUGGUGUUGUGAACACAUGAGUUUGUACUCGUCUUAUGUUUAGUGGAGUGCUGUUUUCGUGUCCUGUGGCGUGUGUGUGUGUGUGUGUGUGAAUGUGCAGUGAGAGUGAGGCUUCCUUAUCAGCCAUAAGUUCUUCUUCAAUACAGUUCUUUUUUCCUCUUCAGAUGAUCAAACUGCUCUUAAUUUAGCAAUGCAGAUGCAUAGAUGUGCCUUCUAUGCAUCUGCCUGUGUAUAUGUGAUGGUAUAACAACACAAAACAGUGCUCUUUAGUUCCCAGCGCCAUUCAAGAACGUGUAACACUUAAAUGUGAAUUCUUUUCAUCCUGAACAUCCCGAACAAAAAGGAAAAAAAAAAAAAACGGUGAUCGCGAUGCAAACAAACUAUAUAUUUUUUAACAUGUAUAUUGUACAUGAUUUCCAGGUAGAGGAGAAUGUACUUACUAAAACAUAUCUACUUGCCAAUAAAGAUAUACUGUAUGUAUAUUCCUACAGCUCUCACAGCUUCAGAGGUUUAUUGUAUGACUUUCCAUGCAGUUAACCGUGUUAACUUCCUCAAUAACAAUAAAUGGCUCGCACAUGCCUCUUUCA
This is a messenger RNA of Solea senegalensis (Senegalese sole), 5572 nucleotides long. It is a transcript of the gene ptpn11a, whose product is annotated as protein tyrosine phosphatase non-receptor type 11a. NCBI's taxonomy places the organism in Eukaryota, Metazoa, Chordata, Actinopteri, Pleuronectiformes, Soleidae. Gene Ontology annotation, molecular function: protein tyrosine phosphatase activity. Bases 368 to 2176 code for a protein of 602 amino acids. The record is from RefSeq and is a predicted model, not a curated record. Gene Ontology annotation, biological process: protein dephosphorylation. The transcript is spliced from 16 exons.